Messenger RNA from Setaria italica (foxtail millet), 1203 nucleotides. RefSeq names its product zinc finger CCCH domain-containing protein 31. Bases 96 to 1004 code for a protein of 302 amino acids. The transcript is spliced from 3 exons. Gene Ontology annotation, molecular function: metal ion binding; mRNA binding. Lineage: Eukaryota; Viridiplantae; Streptophyta; Magnoliopsida; Poales; Poaceae. The record is from RefSeq and is a predicted model, not a curated record.
CCCCCACGAGCUUGCAAUCUUUCUUUUCUCCUCUCCUCCGUCGCAUAUCGGGAGCUAGGGUUCCGGCGCGCCUCUCCCAGACGCGACGCCUGGCCAUGGAGGGAGCCGCCGCGGCCCGGAAGAGAUCCCGGCCGGAGACGGCCAACGGGGUCGCAGCCGGUGGGAAGCGCUCGAAAGAAACGGAGUCAUUUCAAACUGGUCAAUCAAGCAAAUCGAAGCCUUGCACCAAGUUUUUCAGUACCAUUGGGUGCCCUUUUGGUGAAGGAUGUCAUUUUCUCCACUUUGUCCCUGGUGGAUACCCGGCAGUUGCAAAAAUGCUCAACCUAGGCAGCCCUGCUGUAUCUGCACCAGCAAGAGCUUCUGUGGAUCAUGCUGCUGUUGCUAACUCUCAUCCAGCUUCAACGGGCAAGACACGCAUGUGCACCAAGUACAACACCGUGGAGGGUUGCAAAUUCGGUGAGAAGUGCCAUUUUGCCCAUGGCGAGAGAGAACUUGGUAGGCCAGCCUACAUGUCGCAUGAAGGCCCUCCGAUGGGUGGUCGGUAUGGAGGCCGACCUGAACCGCCUCCACCAGUUGCCAUGGGCCCUCCAGCAGGGAACUUUGGCGCCUCGGCUACUGCCAAGAUCAGUGUUGAUGCCUCCCUUGCUGGCGGCAUAAUUGGUAAGGGUGGGGUCAACACAAAGCAGAUAUGCCGAGUUGCCGGUGUCAAGCUCUCAAUCCGCGACCAUGAGUCAGAUCCAAACCUGAAGAAUAUCGAGCUGGAGGGCAAUUUCGACCAGAUCAAGCAAGCCAGCAACAUGGUGAGCGACCUCAUUGCCUCCAUCAGCGCCAGCAUGCCCCCCAAAGCCCCACCUGCGCCAGCAGGAGGCCGAGGGGGUGCCCCGGGGGGCAGGAGCAACUACAAGACGAAGCUAUGCGAGAACUUCGUGAAGGGUACCUGCACAUUCGGCGAUCGGUGCCACUUCGCCCAUGGUGAGAACGAGCAGCGGAGAGGUGCCGCUUGAGAGCUAGGCAUUGAGAUGUACAUGCAUCUUGGGCGGGCGACCCGUAUCGUCUGUCCAUUUUGCUACUGUGACUAUUCUCUUUACCGCGUUAUAGGCAUUUAGACUGUUGUAUUGCGAUUUGAAUGGAUUUAUUCAGCGCUAGAUUUCAGCCUUUUUGAGAUAUGUUUGAGAAGAAAUCGUUAAUCUGCCAUCAUGUACA